Molecule: messenger RNA, 765 nt
Organism: Macrosiphum euphorbiae (potato aphid)
Lineage: Eukaryota; Metazoa; Arthropoda; Insecta; Hemiptera; Aphididae
Source: the annotation of a GenBank genome assembly
AUGUCUCAUUCUAAAUCUAAUACAACUUUCAUAAUUUUUAAAGCUUAUUCAGAAGAAAAUGAGCCAAUAGAUCCAUACAUAACUAUUUUAAAAAAUCAGGGAUAUGAAACUCAGUUAGUUCCCACUUUAGAAUUUGAAUAUCAUAACUUUGAUGUGCUUAAUCAGAAACUACAAAAGCCACAAGAUUAUUCUGGUAUGGUAAUAACUAGUCCAAGAUGUGCAAGAGGAAUCAUCAAGAGUUUGGCCGGUAGCAAGUUAGAUGAAAAUUGGCAGAAAAAACCUAUAUUUGUUGUAGGAGAAACAACAGCCCGGCUAAUAAACAAAGAACUCGGUCUUGAGCCAAUUGGAGCUGAUAGUGGCAAUGCUACGGCUUUAGUACCUACUAUUUUAAAAUAUGAAUUAAGUAAACCAUUAUUAGCUCCAUGUGGAAAUCUAAACAUUAAUAUACUAUCGGAUAGUAUAAAAUCUGUUAAAUUUGAAAAUAUAGAAGUUUACCGAACUAUACCACAUAAUAAUUUAAAGACAAAUUUAAAUAUGGUGUUGAAUCAAAUUAAAGAGCAAAUAGGAGUUAUUUUUUUUAGUCCUUCUGGCUUUCGUGCAAUAUUAGAUUUGAUGCCAAAACAAUUAUUUAGUCAAUUACAUAUUUUUGCUAUUGGUCCUACCACAGGUGCUGCUAUUAAGGAAGCUGGUUAUAUUUUAACUGGGGAAUGUGAAAAACCAAAACCAGAGUCUAUGUUAGAGAUGAUACAGUCAUUUAUUGAAUAA